CGCACGGUGCCUGCGUGAAGGAAAACGGGGGGAGCUCAGACAAGAACCGGCUGGGCUGUUGUCGGGGUCUAAGCAUGCUACAAUAUAAAUGCUGAGUCUGGAGCUACAAUAUCUACAUUUACUUCCCGAACGGAGAUAGCUGACGGCCACACCCCGGUUCUCUUUACCUCCCGGAGUUCGCAGAACAGCGCUGGCGGCGGUUUGAAAGCCAGCAGGGGCGGCUAGCGGCUUGAAGAACGGAGAGGAAGCAGGAGCAAUGAGAGAGUACAAAGUGGUGGUUCUCGGCUCCGGCGGGGUCGGGAAAUCCGCACUGACCGUCCAGUUCGUGACUGGCUCCUUUAUAGAGAAAUACGACCCCACGAUAGAGGAUUUCUACCGGAAGGAGAUCGAGGUGGACUCGUCCCCGUCGGUGCUGGAGAUCCUGGACACGGCAGGGACCGAGCAGUUCGCCUCCAUGCGAGAUCUGUACAUCAAAAACGGCCAGGGUUUCAUCCUGGUCUACAGUCUGGUCAACCAGCAGAGCUUCCAGGACAUCAAACCCAUGAGGGACCAGAUCAUCCGGGUUAAACGGUACCAGAGGGUACCGAUGAUCCUGGUGGGGAACAAAGUGGACCUGGAGGGAGAGAGGGAGGUGUCGUCCGGUGAGGGGAAAGCGCUGGCGGACGAGUGGAACUGCCCGUUCAUAGAAACCUCAGCCAAAAAUAAAACCUCGGUGGAUGAACUGUUUGCAGAAAUAGUCCGACAGAUGAACUAUGCCACAACACCAAAUGGCGGCGAUGGGUGCUGCUCGGCUUGUGCGAUUCUUUAAGGA
Molecule: messenger RNA, 811 nt
Organism: Cyprinodon variegatus (sheepshead minnow)
Lineage: Eukaryota; Metazoa; Chordata; Actinopteri; Cyprinodontiformes; Cyprinodontidae
Gene: rap2b
Product: RAP2B, member of RAS oncogene family
Exons: 1
Coding region: 257-808 (183 amino acids)
Biological process (GO): Rap protein signal transduction; negative regulation of cell migration
Cellular component (GO): plasma membrane
Molecular function (GO): GTPase activity; GDP binding; GTP binding
Source: RefSeq, a predicted model, not a curated record